ACCACGUCCUUUCUCAAACUUUUUGAUUCUCUUGAGAGACACCACUUGUCACUGUAACUCUUACUAGUUAGACCGUACUCUACUUUUGACACCUUAUAGCCAGAGUCCGCGGGAGGGUCCUUGAGAAGCAGCUAUCCUAUUGAUAUCGCAAACCCCGCCUUUGCCCCUCCUGAUCAUCAGCCGAAUGCACCAUCAAUCAUGGGGAAACCGCGGAUGAUCAUUUUGAUUCGCCACGCCCAGUCGGAAGGGAACAAAAAUCGUGAAAUCCACCAGACCAUUCCCGACCAUCGGGUGAAGCUCACUGCUGAAGGGCAUCGACAAGCCCAAGAGGCCGGUUCCAAACUGCGCGCCCUCCUGCGACCCGAUGAUACGAUUCAUUUCUUCACCUCACCCUAUCGUAGAACCAGAGAGACGACGGAAGGAAUCCUUCAGUCUCUAACUUCGGAUUCCCCAUCUCCGUCGCCCUUCCCCAGACACACCAUCAAGGUAUACGAAGAACCUCGACUGCGGGAGCAGGACUUCGGUAACUUCCAGCCAUGUUCUGCGGAAAUGGAGCGCAUGUGGCUGGAGAGAGCGGAUUAUGGACACUUCUUCUAUCGGAUCCCCAACGGCGAGUCUGCUGCUGAUGCCUAUGAUCGGAUAAGCGGGUUCAACGAGUCGCUGUGGCGACAAUUCGGGGAGAGCGAUUCUGCCAGUGUUUGUGUGUUGGUCACUCACGGUCUCAUGACCAGAGUGUUUCUCAUGAAAUGGUAUCACUGGAGCGUUGAGUACUUCGAAGACCUCCGGAACAUCAACCACUGCGAAUUCGUGAUUAUGAAACUCAAUGAGGAUAAUGGGAAGUAUGUGCUGCAAAACCAGUUGCGCACAUGGUCAGAAUUGAGGAAGGAGAAAGAACUAGAAAAGCAGCGAGACCGGGUCACGAAGGAAAUCGCACCGGCGCUCUCAGCACCAUCUGAGUCGGUCGUCCCGAUCCGCCGCAGAUGGGGCGGUUGCCCUGACGGGUGUAACCAUGGUAUCCGUAGGAAAGGCUCUACACGGUCAACCCGAACGAAUGGGACAGAUCUUGCUCGAAAUACUCUGGAAAUGCAACACAAGAAGCUGCAUGAUGCCGUCUAUGCUCAUAACCAAUCAACACAAUAUAGCGGCCAAGGAUCCUCGCCCACAGCCAUAGAACUGACAACUCGGGCUGAGGGACAAAUUUUAACAGCACCCGAACCAGAACUUGGAGACAGUUCCAGGGAAGCUAGGCUCACCACCAGUGCUAAUCCUAUUCCCGCUCCACAGUAUGGUCUCCUUGACCUUAAAGAUAUCACCAACGCCCAAUCCACUCGAUCUGACUUGUCUAAGGAGGCCAACAGCAAUAGCAAAGAGAGCAGUUUUAAUAAUGUCCCCGCUCCCAGCCCAAUCCCUACACGUCCAGACUUGUCCAGGUUUCACCGCGACAGCGAGGACCAUUUACUCCAUCCCCCGCGGUCAAAUUACGCCCUCCUUCACCUCAGCGGGCGAGACGGAGGCGGCACAUUAAGCGGAGCUAACAGUGUUGUACCUUCGGAAGACGAGCGUGAGGACAAACUCCCUAGAUCCACCACCCACCUAGCCUCUCACAAACCAAAGCCUUCGCAUGACCUCGAUAACGACGGCGACGACGAGGGAAGUGGCACACAGACACAACGCCCCCGGCGUACACGCUCGCACCACAACCACCGUCACAACCACCUCCCCAACCCAGCAAGACGACACCUAACCAAGAAAGUUACCAACGGCUUCCCAGAUAAUGACCGAGACCUAGACAGUGACCAUCCAGUCUCAUCCAUUGACCAAGACCCAGAAUACAAUUGCGAUCACGAGCACGAGUACACCGGUGACCACGACGAUCAAUACGCCUCUCUCGAGGCCGAAAGACGAGAAGACCAAAGUAUUAGAGGAAGCGUCUACUAAACAGAGAUCGUUUUGUCCGGCGAAUUGCAACUUUGCUACAUACGUACAUACAUCGUUCGACCCCAACAUAGCCUGCCUAAUACCUAACAUCUAUCACGACAUGAAAAUCCGACGAUCAGACCUUUCUACGUCAGAAUAGCGAGAACGGCCUAUUCCUCGCUCAUUUUUUUUCUCCAUUCGUUUUAAUGGCAUUGAUACCCGACGUUAUUCUCGAAAAUCUUCUCUACGCCUGCCUGCC
Messenger RNA from Aspergillus alliaceus, 2176 nucleotides. RefSeq names its product acid phosphatase DET1. The record is from RefSeq and is a predicted model, not a curated record. Lineage: Eukaryota; Fungi; Ascomycota; Eurotiomycetes; Eurotiales; Aspergillaceae. Gene Ontology annotation, molecular function: phosphatase activity. The transcript has 2 exons. The coding region runs from base 199 to 1938 and encodes 579 amino acids.